AUGAAUGAGGAUUGGUACUUGGAACCAAGUCUUGAGGAUGCCCUAGACAUGAGACAAAAUGCACAAAAAGAAGCGGAAUUGCUAAUCAAAUGGAAGGGUCUGCCUGAGUUUGAGAACUUGUGGGAGUCAGUGGAUAAGAUGAGGGCUGAAUUUUCUGGAUUUCUCCUUGAGGUUUCUUUCAAUGUCAGAACUGGGGAUGAGAUCAAAUGCACAAUUGCGGAGUUGCAGCAGUUGAGAGCUGUGCCAGAAAACAUACCAUUGGAUAUAGUUUUUGAAGAUGAGCAUUUGCUAGUCAUAAAUAAACCUGCUCACAUGGUUGUGCAUCCAGCACCUGGGAAUACGUCUGGGACACUUGUCAAUGGCAUCCUUCACCAUUGCAACCUGCCAAAUGUUGAAUAUUCUAAAGAGGAAGCUAUUUCAGAUACGGAGGAUUUUGAUGAUGAACUUAAUGGCUUCUCAUCUAAUGCAAGUUCUUGUGAAGUGUUAGAUUCUAGAUUGUGUGUGGCCUCAAUUCGCCCAGGGAUUGUACACAGAUUAGACAAAGGCACGAGUGGGUUGCUAGUUGUUGCCAAGGAUGAACAUUCUCAUAAGAAAUUGUCUGAACAAUUCAAGCUACGCACUAUCAAGAGGGUCUAUGUUAGUCUCACUGCUGGGGUACCUACUCCAGUUGCUGGUCGUGUUGAAGUUCCGGUUGGUCGGGAUCCUAAUAACCGGCUUCGGAUGACCGCUGUUACUGGAGCAGUUAAUUCUAUAAAGGCUCGUCAUGCUGCUAGUAGGUACAAAGUAAUUGAGAUACUUGCUGGGGGUAGCUGUGCGUUGGUUGAAUGGAAGUUAGAAACAGGGCGCACUCAUCAGAUCCGUGCACAUGCCAAGUAUUUGGGCGUACCUCUGCUUGGUGACGAGGUAUAUGGAGGGACGAAAAGCAUGGUCUUGUCACUGCUACGGCCACGGACAACCCCGAGUUUGCAAGGCAAAAUGGUUAAAGUAGUUUCUGAGCUAGACAGGCCUUGUCUUCAUGCUUUGACUCUCGGGUUUGAGCAUCCUCAUACAGGGAAACAGGUGCACUUUUCAUGCGACCCCCCUGUAGAUUUUAAUGAGAUUUUGAGCCAGCUUCGUAGAAUUGGCAGGGAUAGGAUUUCUUCGUCAAAAGACAAAUUUGUAAAAGGGAAAUUGUAA
Vicia faba (fava bean) is the source of this 1176-nucleotide messenger RNA. Lineage: Eukaryota; Viridiplantae; Streptophyta; Magnoliopsida; Fabales; Fabaceae. The record is from the annotation of a GenBank genome assembly.